This is a messenger RNA of Ictalurus furcatus (blue catfish), 2866 nucleotides long. Its product is annotated as proton channel OTOP3-like. Gene Ontology annotation, molecular function: proton channel activity. Gene Ontology annotation, biological process: proton transmembrane transport. The transcript has 3 exons. The record is from RefSeq and is a predicted model, not a curated record. NCBI's taxonomy places the organism in Eukaryota, Metazoa, Chordata, Actinopteri, Siluriformes, Ictaluridae. Gene Ontology annotation, cellular component: membrane. Bases 1310 to 2569 code for a protein of 419 amino acids.
GAUUGACAGCAGUAGUCCUAGAGGCAAAGUUGUUCAGAAUGAUUAGAUUUGAUGUAUGAUACAAAGAAUAAGUGUAUAUCUGAAACAUUGAAUGAUAUUCAGUCAUUUACACACCAUUUAUACAGCCAUUUUCAAGUUUUUAAAAAACUAUUAUAGCCCCACCAAGUGGCCAAACUUCACCAUUUUUGACAAGUGCCCUUAGACCGACGCCCCACAUAAGCUUACAAAGUUUAGUCAAAAUUUCUCAUUCCGUUCAAGAGUUAUAGCCAUUUAAGCUAGUAUUAGCGAGUAUUAAACACGAGUAUUAAACACGCUAACUGUCAUUUAUUUAGAACUUCAUGGAGAAGCCUUUGUUUGUAAUGACAGCUUCAAGAAACUUCCUGUAAGAAGAAAUUAAUCAGCGUGUAGUAUGACAGACAAAGUUCAGUUUUGCUCUCGUCUGACCAGACUACACUCUCCCAGUAUUUCAUAGACCUGUCCAAAUGAGUUGUAGCAAACUUUAAACGAGCUUCAACAUGCCUUUUCUUUAGUAAUGGAGUCUUGAGGGUGAGCGUGAGCAGUGGAGUGCAUUGCCUAUUGUUUUCUCUGUGACGAUGGCACCUGAUUUGAACUGUGAAAAGGAGUCCAGCUGAUGGAUAUGACGUGGGAGUGAGUUCCAGUGUUUGGGUACUGAGUUGAGUUUAAAAGCUGGAACAGUGAGGAGAGCAGCUGAGGAGGAUCGGAGAGAACAUGCUGGGUAUCAGGAUGGGGAAGAUCUGAAAUGUAGGAGAGAGGCAGGUUAUGAAUGGCUUUAAACCUGAGCAGUAGAAUUUUAUAGUGAACUCGUUGGACAGGAAGCCGGUGGAGAUGAGUGAGGGACGGUGUUAUAUGGUCAGUGGACUUUGAGCAUUCAGAGUAUGUAUGCUAAUUCAAAUAUUUUGGUAAAAUGUAUUAAAACAGUGCUACGUUUAUCUUGGGGGUGGGGCUAUGAAUCAGGCGUCAAGUUGCUCGUGUCGCUUGUAGUUUAUCUCUUGAGUGUGUAGCAACCUCUACUGUGGUGUUUUUUUAAUUUUUAUAUUUUAUUUUAUUUAUUUAUUUAUUUAUUUAUUUUUUAAAACACAGUAGUAGCUGUAUUAGUAGCUAUAUUACUUCUAGAGCUGACUAGUUAAAAGGAAGUUUCUCUGUAUGUAACAUUUCUUUGUAUGCCUGAUGCCUACAAGAUACAAACUACAAGCAGCACGAGCAACCUGUUACUCACUUGAGUGAAUGUAGGGUGGUGUUGUGGUGUACUGCUUAAGAUAUAUAUAUAUAUAGCACAUUUUGUAUUGAAAUGUUUUCAGAUGCAGACAUGGACAAUGUGACUGAGUGCGAGUGUGGAAGUCAGCCAGUGUGCUUCGCUCUGCGUAAAGGCUACGAGGUCCUAUACCCGUUCAAUAUGGAGUUCAGCCUGCUGGCUGGCUGCAUGCUUUAUAUCAUGUGGACGAACGUGGGGCGUCAUGUGAUCGGAACCCACUCCGGCCACGCCCAGAAGAUCACACUGCGGAUCGUGCGUCGUGGUGGUGUCCUGCUCGGGCUGAUCCUGGGCGUGAUGGUGCUGAUCUCCGGCAUUGUGGUUUUCCUUCUGUACCAGGUGUGGGUGGGGCAGAAGAAGAAACGGCUGGAUGCUUUUUUGAUGUUUUACUACUUUCGCAUUUGCCUGAUGCCUGUGAUGGUUCUGUGCUCACUGGUGGCAACACUAGUGUACCGCUGGAAAGAGAGUAGAGGCCAUAGCCAACAUCAAGGUGGCAAGGCUAAAGGUGAAGGAGGUGCGGCUAAAAACCCAACACGUCGUCUGGACGCACUGCUGCUACUGGGCGCCGGACUCGGGCAGCUCUCGCUCUCAUACUUCUCCUUGGUGGCGGCUUUGGCUCUUGGAUCUGGAGGGGUUCUGGGAAAUUUACACCUGGCAUACUCACUACUCAGCCUGUUGGAGCUCAUACUACAGAACAUCUUCAUCAUCCAGGGUCUGCACUCUCACUUACACACUCACACACAGCCACACACAUACUCCAUCAAGAACGAGGUGGGCGGUGAGGAUGCCGAGAUGAGAGUGAGGAUGCCGAGGUGGGCGGUGAGGACGCCAAGGUGGGCGGUGAGGAUGCCGAGGUGGGUGCUGAGGACACUGAGGUGGACGCCGAGAGGGCUGAAGCGGAGGUUGUCCAUAAGGUCAGUAUCAUGUUUACACAGAGCAAGCAGUGUGGUGUUUUUGUUUGUUUUUUGCUCAGUUGAUGUCACUUGUGUCAUGUCUCAGUUGAUGGUGAGGAAUGGGGAGAGUACGGGCCGAGGAAAAUCGUUCUUGUAUCCCAAACAUGACGGUCAUCGCUGGAGUAAGAGGGUCAUCCAGGAGAUCUGUGCUUUCCUCAUCCUCUCCAACAUUAUGCUGUGGGUGAUCCCGGCGUUCGGAGCACACCCUCAGUUCGAGAGCGGCGUGGGGAAGCAGUUCUUUGGUUUCUCGGUGUGGUUCGUGUUGGUGAAUCUCGGCCAGCCGCUCACCGUCUUCUACAGGACGCACUCUGUAGGAGCACUGAUGGAGCUGCUCAUCUCUGCAUGAACGAACACAUGCGUGUGCUAUACAUCACAUAAUGCAUCACAAUACAUGGUACAGUAGAUUGAACACUAUGGGUAGAAGCAGCAAUAUUCAGUUUUUUGGAUAAAUUGCAUCUAUUAACAUGUUUUUCUCUCGAACUGUAGCUGUUGUAACUGUUGAAGAUGCAUUUGAGCUCCGCCCACUUCAAUCAAGUAAUGUCUUAUAUCCAUGAAUCUUGCAUUCUGAUAUAUAAUACAUUUGUGUCAUGACGUGCAUGUCCAUUUUCUUUAUAAACCACACUGACUAGAGUGCAGACAUGAA